Hydra vulgaris (swiftwater hydra) is the source of this 327-nucleotide messenger RNA. RefSeq names its product tigger transposable element-derived protein 4-like. NCBI's taxonomy places the organism in Eukaryota, Metazoa, Cnidaria, Hydrozoa, Anthoathecata, Hydridae. The record is from RefSeq and is a predicted model, not a curated record.
AUGAAAUUUGCUGAAAGAAUGAACGUUACAAAUUUUUAUGCUUCAGAUGGUUGGUUAGACCGUUGGAAAAAGCGAUACAACAUAUCAUUUAAAAUGGUUUCUGGUGAAGCUAAUGCAUGUACAAGUGAAAUGGUAGCACCAGGGGAGGAAACCAAGUUACCAACCAUUUUAUCAAAAUAUAAGUUGAACCAGGUUUAUAAUUCUGACGAAUUUGGCUUGUUUUAUCGGCUCCAACCAAAUAAAUCUUUACAUUUUAAAAAUGAAAAAUUUGUUGGUGGGAAACACAUCAAACUACGUCUUACAGGAUUGGCAUCUGCAAUGCAUUAG